Messenger RNA from Sitodiplosis mosellana (orange wheat blossom midge), 921 nucleotides. Its product is annotated as transmembrane protein 17-like. Gene Ontology annotation, biological process: non-motile cilium assembly. Gene Ontology annotation, cellular component: ciliary transition zone. Bases 370 to 921 code for a protein of 183 amino acids. Lineage: Eukaryota; Metazoa; Arthropoda; Insecta; Diptera; Cecidomyiidae. The record is from RefSeq and is a predicted model, not a curated record. The transcript is spliced from 3 exons.
AAAUGUCACACUCGGUUGUGAUAUAAUAUUUUUUUUUGAUUUUUUCUGAGCCGUUUUUCAAUUGACCAAUUAUCGGCAUAAUUGGUACGCAGAGUUCAUGUUCUUUGGCAUAUAGAUUUGUGGGGAAUUUUUUCGCAGGAAAACGGUUCAUUAUUCAAUAUCGUCGCAUUUAUAAUGAUUGAGUGCAUUGUAUUCCGGUGCUACGUCGUUCCUUCCGUUGCUAUGACAACGCACUGUUUCCCAUGUUGAUACAAAACAAACGCUCACAAUUAUUAUAGUUGUUGGGUCAGAUUCAGUGCUUUUUGGAGUGUUUUCAAAUGCAAACUAUUUUUGAAAUACGGUUUUAAAAAUUACAAACACGGAGAAAUUAUGGCCGAACCUAUUUCUAUUGGAAGUAGCACCGUAAAAGAGAAUAGGAUAUCGUUUUUCGAGCAUCGCAAUAAAAUUAUUGAAAUACCGAAUAGUGCCAGCCUAACGCUGCAAAUCCUGCUAUUUACCAAUGUUUACCUGUCUCCGGUGUGGAUAUUAUCUUCGCUACAAUUCUUCUAUAUGAAUGCAUUCGAUGAGUCUGGCAAGCAUAACACCAUCAUCUUAGGCGGUGCCCUCUUCCUAAUUGCUGCUCCGCUCGAAAUCUGUCGCCUUUACCUGGGCUAUUCAGGCAAUUUAAGAGAAAAAAUUGCUGAUUUUGCCGGAUUCUUGAUUCUUUCAACAUUCAUCCAGCAACCAAUUGAAAUUUUCUUUUUCUACAUCGUGCACAAAGCAAAAGUGUUUUGGCUUCAGAUCUUUGUUCAACUGUUGGCCACAGCUUUAGUUUUCUUGCAAAUUGUGAUCGGAUACGUGGCCAUGAGACGAAUGACACAAUUAAAGGCACAACAAUUUCAUAUUCUUACGCUAAUCGAGCAAAGUAAUAAAAAUCGGUAA